Batrachochytrium dendrobatidis JAM81 is the source of this 1266-nucleotide messenger RNA. RefSeq lists its product as uncharacterized. The transcript has 2 exons. NCBI's taxonomy places the organism in Eukaryota, Fungi, Chytridiomycota, Chytridiomycetes, Rhizophydiales. Bases 1 to 1266 code for a protein of 421 amino acids. The record is from RefSeq and is a predicted model, not a curated record.
AUGAUUAUCCUGUCUUUUCUUGUAGCCUUUCUUACUACCGUUUCUACUACAGAAGCCGUCUGCAGCAUCAGAGUGCCUGCUGAUCCCCUUUCUGCUCGGGGUCUUGCAACACCAUAUAUUGUGACUGGCUGCAAUCAAUUGGAUGCUAAAGAAACCUCGUUCGUUCAAGGAGCUAUUUAUGAUCCUGCUACCAACACCAUCUCGAUUUAUAAUCCUUUAAUGAUCACCAAAGGUACCAUACCCGCUAUCAAACCAGUUGUCCCCAAGCUUCCCAAGGGUGCUAUUGUUGGAUUGUGGUUUGGUUCCAAUGCUGAUACCAUCCAUCUGACUGGCUCGGGUUUCAAUCGAGGCCGUUGUGUUAAUGGUCUCGGUAGAUCGGAUUUUGGACAAUUUGCUGCUUGUAAUGGCGAUGCUUUCUUUAGAGCUGCUAGAAAAGUCAAACUGCCGGAUCUUGGCACUGCUACCAACGGACUUCCUUGUCCUACCGUUCGUGAUUUUUCCAUUGUUGACCAAGACCAAUCGGACAAUGUUGCUACCAGUUAUAUCAUUGCUAGCACGGGCCGACUGGCCCAAAACACUGCCGAAAACCGUCGAAAGUUUGGAGUCGACAUUGUUGAAAAUAUGUCCGACAAUGGUCUGCUUAUCAAGACCUUGUCUGCUCUCGGAUGCAAACCAUUCACUGCUCCUGAUCUUGCCGACCCUGGAAGCCGCAUCACUGCACUUCCCUUGAAUGAACUCAUGGCAAAUAAACUCCAAAAAGCUCCUGUUGCUCUCGUCCCCAUUGAUGACCCUAUGACUCUAGUCAAUGGCAAACCCAAUGUUCGCAAGACCACUCUUUACCGUAGACAAGUCAACCAGCCGCCUGCCUCCCUUCGAAACGACAACUCUGUUUCCUACUGCAAAAACAUCCUCAAAAUCGCUCCUGAUCGUCUUGCCAAAGAUAAACAACUUACCAUCAAGGCUUCCUCACCCGAUCCCGAAGUCGGUAAUUCCUUGUUCACCUUUCUCGCUGCUCGUCUUGACAAGACGUUUGGUCCUGAAGGACUCGACUGCUCGAAACUUCUCAAUCUCAACAGUCCUGUGGUUCUGACCAAGGAUGCAAAGGGUGUUGCUACUGCUGCCCGAUUCGUCAGAGCUACUCGCAAAAGACCCGAACGAGUCCCCAGAAAGCGUCAUCCUCGUCCUCGUGUCCCAAGAAGAAGGAGACGAAACCGAGUUGCUCUCCUUACAAAAGAUUCAAAUCUAUGCAUCGAUGCUUCUAUAUAG